Molecule: messenger RNA, 348 nt
Organism: Spodoptera exigua (beet armyworm)
Lineage: Eukaryota; Metazoa; Arthropoda; Insecta; Lepidoptera; Noctuidae
Source: the annotation of a GenBank genome assembly
AUGGCGACUAUAUUUAGUGGGCACGCUGUGGGAACAAGACGGGAAAGUGAACAAAAACACUGGCGUCGCGAACUCGUCGCGACAGACCACGGAAAAAAGUUCACCUGCAUUGGAAGCGUCUGCGGUGACGACCUAAUGGAGCCAGGUGGCACGAUAGCGGCUCCAUCCCACAGCACAGUAUUUUGUAAUUACGCCGACAAGAGAAAUGAAAACAAACGAAGAUGGAUGGAUGCUGGAAUAAACAAGUUGGAAUUGUUGCCAGAACUUGUUCCGUUCAAAUGCGUCUUCCGCACGAAGUUGCGGCCCUUAGGUUCCCAACCACAGGUCUGUCCUCAUAAGGAAACAUAA